Molecule: messenger RNA, 2091 nt
Organism: Xenopus laevis (African clawed frog)
Lineage: Eukaryota; Metazoa; Chordata; Amphibia; Anura; Pipidae
Gene: rnf168.S
Product: ring finger protein 168, E3 ubiquitin protein ligase S homeolog
Exons: 7
Coding region: 174-1847 (557 amino acids)
Biological process (GO): double-strand break repair; DNA metabolic process; response to radiation
Cellular component (GO): catalytic complex; nucleus; ubiquitin ligase complex
Molecular function (GO): metal ion binding; ubiquitin protein ligase activity; ubiquitin-protein transferase activity
Source: RefSeq, a predicted model, not a curated record
ACGUCUGGAGACACUGCGCUUGCCUUUGCAGUGAUUGGUUGCACUGCUAGCAGUUGAACGCGCUCAGUUAAUUGGCGCGAUCUAUCUGUCGGCUUUGUGGGGGUUCUGUAUACGGUGGCUCAGGAUCCUGGGAGACCACAGUUCCCUAGAGAGAGCGUACUUGAAGAGUAUGAAUGGCCGAACGUCCGGGAUCCAGGAUGACAAAAGAGCAGAAGCUUCCUUUGCCUUGGUCAGAAUGUAUAUGUCCAAUAUGCCAGGAGAUCCUUUUGGAACCUGUGACCUUACCCUGCAAACACACCCUUUGCAACCCUUGCUUCCAGAUGACUGUAGAAAAAACUAGCCUGUGCUGUCCUUUUUGCCGCAAGCGGGUAUCGACUUGGGCUCGCCACCAUUCUCGGACUCUGGUUAAUAAAGAGUUGUGGGAGAUAAUACAAAAGCAGCACCCAAACGAGUGUCGGCGUCGGGCCAGUGGGCAAGACUCUGAUGAUCUUGCAGAUGAGUUAACAUAUUGUCCAGCUCCACUUUUAUGUAAACCAGGAGAAAUCAGACAGGAAUAUGAAUCUGAAGUUAACAAGAUAGAAGCUGAACGCUUUGCUCAAGAAGAGGCAGAGAGAAAGGCAAGUGAGGAUUACAUUCAAAAGCUGUUGGCAGAAGAAGCAGCUGAAGAACAUCUUAAUGCAGAAGCUGUGCAGAGGGAGAUGGAGGAACAACUGAAAAGGGAUGAGGAAUUGGCUCGGUUACUCAGUGUAGGUUUGGAUGUGUCAAACGCCUCCUGUACUUCAGUUUCACCUGUGACUUCAAAGAAAGCGGUGGUCUCUAAGCCUAGCAGAAAGGUGAAAAACAAGCAGAGAGUAUCUGGAGACAUAGAGAGGUUUCUUUCUCCAAAGCCUCAAAGAGCCAAGGCUGUCGUUGGAACUGACGAAUCCAGGGAUUCUGACAAUUCGGAUUCUUGCAUCCUGAUGGAUGCAGAUGAGAAGCCAGAACUCUCAACUCAGUGUCCUUUCACCAGCUUGAUACAAGAGAAAUGUGUUGAUUUACAAAUGCCCUGUUUUACAGACUGCUAUAAAGUGGACUCUGACGCAGCCAGCCUGCAGGAUAGUCGUUCUAAAAGGAGCCAGGAUUGCAAUGGCACUUAUUCUUGCUCUGACAUUAUAGAUAUGGAAGUGAGCAUGACAAUGAAAAAACAAAGAAACACAGCGGAAUUAUCCCCUGAAAGGGCAUACUGUUCUCCAGAGAAAGCAAUUGAGAGUAAUGCAAUGAUCUGCAGUACACCUACCCAUCUUGGUAUGACAGGAACUCCUAAAAGAAAAAGUGAAGACUGUUAUCUUGAUUUAGAAGUAAGAGCAGGGAGCUAUCGAAAAGUAAAAAAGAAGAAGCUGUCUCUGACAGAGGACUGUCCAGUACCAAGUGUUCAUGCAGGGAAAUUCAUUGAAUUGGAAGAGAAUCUGUAUGAGCGGCUGAGACAGGAGGAACAAGAUAGGCUCUUUGCCCUCCAGCUUCAAAGCCAGUUGGACAAAGAAGUGAAACAAGUAAACAGAGGAAAGGGAUCUCCAGAUGAGUAUCCACUAAGACCUAAGAGGGGCUCACAUUUACAAGAGUGCCAGGAUUCACCUUUUCCUCCUCGUGAGCAAAUGCCUGUCCAAGAUAAGGGUAGGAAUACGCAGAGUGGACAUAGUCCAGAUGAAAACAAGAAGCCUUGCAGAAAAAAUAGCAUCACAUCUCCUCAGGUCAGGCAAAGCAGGGCAGUAAACAAUACUGAGGGGUCCUCUGAUGGGAUAAAUGUUUUGAAGCCAAGUAACAAGCAGCCAACUAUACUGGACCUAUUUCAAAGGUCCACUGGAAAAUAAAGUUCUAUGUAACUGUUGUGGUACCUAUAAAAUCGUUUUGUGUGAUAUUCGGUACAGGUAUGCUAGCCUGCUGACACUGUCUGAUAUCCAUACAAUAUGCGAGUUAAGGAAUCUGAUCUUUCUGAAAUCAUCAACUGAUAAACCAUAUCUGCUAGUGUCGCCAGUUGACAAAUCUCCUCUUCUUCGCAACGACUAAGCUCCCCAAUCUGCCUUCCGCCAGCUAAAAUGUAAAUCGCCUGGGGGC